UGUUGUUGAGAUCAGAGCUCUGUGUGAGUUUCUCUUCCUUAUAACUGAAACUACUCUGUCACUGACACUGAGAGGAAAAAUGGCACAGAAAGGAGUUCAGCUGAACAAAGAAACAAUUUCUUGUUCCAUCUGUUUGGAUCUACUGAAGGAUCCAGUGGCUAUUCCCUGUGGACACAGCUACUGCAUGAACUGUAUUAAAAGUUUCUGGGAUCAAGAGGACAGGAAGGGAAUCCACAGCUGCCCUCAGUGCAGGAAGACUUUCACACCGAGGCCUGUCCUGGUGAAAAAUGUCAUGUUAGCAGCUUUAGUGGAGCAGCUGAAGAAGACUGGACUCCAAGCUGCUCCAGCUGAUCACUGCUAUGCUGGACCUGAAGAUGUGGCCUGUGAUGUCUGCACUGGGAGGAAGCUGAAAGCCAUCAAGUCCUGUUUAGUCUGUUUAAUUUCUUACUGUGAGAAACACCUCCAACCUCACUAUGAUGCAGCUCCAUUAAAGAAACACAAGCUGGUGGCCCCCUCCAAGAAGCUCCAGGAGAACAUCUGCUCUCGUCAUGAUGAGGUGAUGAAGAUUUUCUGUCGUACUGAUCAGCAGAGUAUCUGUUAUCUCUGCACAGUGGAUGAACAUAAAGGCCAUGAAACAGUCCCAGCUGCAGCAGAAAGGACUGAGAAGCAGAAGGAGCUCGAGGUGAGACGACUAAACAUCCAGCAGAGAAUCCAGGAGCGAGAGAAAGAUGUGAAGCUGCUUCAACAGGAGGUGGAGGCCAUCAAUGGCUCUGCUGAUAAAGCAGUGGAGGACAGUGAGAAGAUGUUCACUGAGCUGAUCCGUCUCAUCCAGAAAAGAAGCUCUGAUGUGAAGCAGCAGGUCAGAUCCCAGCAGGAAACUGAAGUGAGUCGAGUCAAAGAGCUUCAGGAGAAGCUGGAGCAGGAGAUCGCUGAGCUGAAGAGGAAAGAUGGCGAGCUGGAGCAGCUCUCACACACAGAGGAUCACAACCAGUUUCUACACAACUACCCCUCACUGUCAGCACUCAGUGAGUCUACACACUCAUCCAGCAUCAAUAUUCGUCCUCUGAGGUACUUUGAGGAUGUGACAGCAGCUGUGUCAGAGACCAGAGAUAAACUACAGGACAUUCUGAGAGAGGAAUGGACAAACAUCUCACUGACAGUCACUGAAGAGGAUGUUUUACUGUCACCACCAGAGCCAAAGACCAGAGCUGGAUUCUUAAAAUAUUCACAUGAAAUCACACUGGAUCCAAACACAGCAAACAGAUAUCUGUCAUUAUCUGAGGGGAAAAGAAAAACAAAAGUAAUGAAACAGAAAGUGUCUUAUUCUGAUCAUCCGGACAGAUUCGCAUAUUAUUGGCAGGUCCUGAGUAGAGAGAGUCUGACUGGAUGUUAUUACUGGGAGGUGGAGUGGAGAGGAAAAGCGGUUUACGUAGCAGUCGCAUACAAGAAUAUCAGCAGAGCAGGGCGCUCAGAUGAAUGCAAAUUUGGAUACAAUGACAAAUCUUGGGCAUUACGUUGUGAAAAGGAGAGAUGCAAAUUUUUCCACAAUAAUGUCCACACUGAUCUCUCAGGUCCUCGGUCCUCCAGAGUAGGAGUGUACCUGGAUCACAGAGCAGGUAUUCUGUCUUUCUACAGCGUCUCUGAAACCAUGACUCUCCUCCACAGAGUCCAGACCACAUUCACUCAGCCGCUCUAUGCUGGACUUUGGCUUCAUGGAGAUGGAGACACUGCAGAGUUGAUUAAACUGAAAUAGACAGAAGUCAUUGCCAGAAAGUUGCUGAAAACAUGCUUUAGUUUCCAGUUUCCUUGGUCUCUUGUUCACACAGAGAUCACGUCAGUCACACUUUAUCUUUGCUACUUUGACAUCUUAUUAUUUAUUAUCUAGUUAAUGACUGACUUUGUUUGAGGGGCCCUCCAUCUUAUGUCUGUUUAGCCUCCAUGACUUUAGCUGUUGAGGUUGUCACUGUUCAUGAUGAUUUUCAUUCAGCUAAACUGAUGUUCAUGUUCAUGAAAAUUUAUGUUUCUGUGCUAUAAAUGUUUCGUGACUAUUUUUUUAAGAUGUCAUUGGUUUCAUGUUUGAAGAAAAAGCAGUGACGGACAUUAGACAACUGUAAAAAUGGGAAGCAGUUUGUUCGCACUAAUCAAAACAGCUACCAUCUUCAUCUCAUGCGGCCCCCCUGGCGCCAGCUGGUUGCUCAAGGCAAAAGCUGACAGGAAUAACAAAAUUCUCCUUUAGAUAACAAGACUGUGUUGUGACUUUCUCCCUCCUCAUUCAAGGCCACCCGCGUCGACCGAAGACUGUCGACUUUUGCCUAAUCAGGUGAAGGGACACUUUCUCUCGGUUGAACACGGAACACACACACACUCACGCUCACACAUACGCAUGUACACUGACACAGACCUACACUCACCCCCCACCCCUUCCAGACGCCUUCAAAGCUUAUGUCUUCUAUGUUGUGAGAUGUGCUGAUUCAUGUGCUGAGGUGUUUUUUUCUCUGUUCUCAAACUGAUCUCCCUGUUGGAGCUCAGUCUGGGGGAGUUAUUUUUUCUCCUUGUUUUUCCUCAUGUUGUGCAUUUUCCAUUUAUACCUC
Messenger RNA from Oreochromis aureus, 2591 nucleotides. Its product is annotated as E3 ubiquitin/ISG15 ligase TRIM25-like. The record is from RefSeq and is a predicted model, not a curated record. The coding region runs from base 80 to 1753 and encodes 557 amino acids. Gene Ontology annotation, molecular function: protein binding; zinc ion binding. NCBI's taxonomy places the organism in Eukaryota, Metazoa, Chordata, Actinopteri, Cichliformes, Cichlidae. The transcript has a single exon.